Messenger RNA from Beta vulgaris subsp. vulgaris (sugar beet), 1448 nucleotides. RefSeq names its product protein DMR6-LIKE OXYGENASE 2-like. The record is from RefSeq and is a predicted model, not a curated record. The transcript has 3 exons. Bases 129 to 1196 code for a protein of 355 amino acids. NCBI's taxonomy places the organism in Eukaryota, Viridiplantae, Streptophyta, Magnoliopsida, Caryophyllales, Amaranthaceae.
ACAAGUUGAUAAAAAGAACAUUUACUAGUAUAAAUUCAAAAACAUCAGCCAAUAUUUCACAUAUAUUCGCCCUAUAUCUUAAUAAGUUCCCAUCUUUUAAGCACUACCACAUUUGCACCAGAAGUUCAAUGGAAGAUUUUGAUCCUGCAUACAUUCAACCCAUUGAACACAGGCCAAUACUCCUCAUACAUGAAGCUGAGGGUAUUCCAAUCAUUGAUCUUUCAUCCAUUACAAACAACCAUUUAUCCAAUGAAAAUGAUCAUAGCAAUAAUAACAACCUAACUAGUCUUAUAACUGAGAUAGGCAAUGCCUGCGAGAAAUGGGGAUUCUUCCAAGUGAUCAACCAUGGUGUGCCACUCGAAAAGCUCGAGGAAAUAGAGCUUAUAGGGAGGAAAUUCUUUGCUUUAUCUAAAGAGGAGAAGCGGAAGGUUGGCCGUGAUGAACAUAAUCCAAUGGGGUAUUAUGACUCCGAACAUACAAAGAAUGUUCGAGAUUGGAAACAAGUUUUCGAUUUUACUGCCAGAGAUCCCUCUAUCAUUCCUGUUUACCCUGGUGAUCUUCAACCCAAGGAGCUGAUAAACCGCUGGCCUCAGUCUCUCCCCGAGUUCAGGGAGGUAACCAGAGAAUAUGCAAGAGAAGUGGAAAAACUCGGGUUUAAAUUGUUAGAGCUGAUAGCCUUGAGCUUAGGGCUGGCAGCAGAUAGGCUUAAUGGCUACUUCAAGGAUCAUGCAAGCUUCAUGCGGCUCAACUACUACCCAGCCUGCCCUGCUCCUGAGCUUGUUCUCGGCGUUACUCGACACAAAGAUGCAGGUGCCUUGACAAUUCUAGCAGAAGAUGAUGUUGGUGGAUUGCAAGUCCGACGGAAAUCAGAUGGUGAAUGGGUCAGUGUAAGACCCAACCCCGGUGCUUUUACCAUCAACGUUGGUGACAUAAUUCAGGUUUGGAGCAACGACAGAUAUGAAAGUGUGGAGCAUAGGGUGAUGGUGAACUCAGAGAAGGAGAGGUUAUCGAUUCCAUUUUUCUUCUACCCAGCUCACUAUAUUAUGAUCAAGCCCUUGGAAGAGAUAGUUGAUGACCAAAACCCUCCCAAAUACAGAGAAUAUAACUGGGGAGUUUUUUUCGCAACAAAAAGGAAAAGCAAUUUCAAGAAGCUCAAUGUUGAGAACCUUCAAAUCUCUCACUUUAAGAUUAUUUGAACUAUAAACUGCCUUCAUCUAGUUCAAGUUAUAUUGCAAUAAUGCAAUUACACCAACAGUUCUGUAUAGAGGGAGUACUAUCGAGUAUCGAUAUACUACCAUAAAACUACCCAAGUAGUCUUUAGAAAUAAGGUAAGAGGUAUCUCCUACCAUCAAGAUCUUCGAUACGACUAUACGAGCAUAUUGUGUUAUACACUACUAAGUACUAAAUAUAGAUGAAUAAUGGAUUGUACUAGCCUUUCUUCUGUUUUC